Molecule: messenger RNA, 1580 nt
Organism: Geodia barretti
Lineage: Eukaryota; Metazoa; Porifera; Demospongiae; Tetractinellida; Geodiidae
Source: the annotation of a GenBank genome assembly
GCAGUAUCGUGAUCUGGGAGCCGCCAGAAGGGCUCAGUAUUGGCCAGGCUCUGGAGAACUUUCUGCAAAAGAGACUGGAGAUAUUGGGUGGGCGUGGUAAGGAGGGCGUGGUCUGUGGACUGUGAGACCAUACAGAGUGUGCCCAACCUCGUAGCUGUUGCUACGGCUACCCCGGGAGCUCCGAGGAUGGCCAACGUGAUCCACAGCAGUGAGUACCCUCGCUCCACCUUCCUCAUCCUCGACAACCUCCAGUGUCUCGUGGCCGAAAACUCCCUCGAUACGAUCCUGUCUCAUCUCAAACAGUUCUACCCGCCGCGCAAGCAGCCCCGGAUCGAGGUGAAGGGGAAGAUUUACCUGGCGAAGCAGUAUGCCAUCAAGUUUGGGGCCAUUUCAAUGGGCUCUGUCAAUAAAGGAAUUGUUGUCGAGGUUGAAGACAAGGACCAGAGCAGGGUGUCUCAGUGUUGGAGUGAGCUCACUGCCUUCACCAAAGGUCUGCUGGACUCUUCUCAACCAAUGGAUGUUCCCAUGUUUGCCAGGCAGUCGGACCGGCCAUACCUCCCCUCUGACAGCAUGAGUCACUACGCCUUCAUCUUUGAGCAACUGAGAAAGACUCCCUCUGUGACUGGUGCCAUCAAAUAGCUGUCUCUGCGUUCAGGAAAUGUAAUUGUUAUUUCUCUCACAACUCUACAUUAGAGUAUUGUUUAUACUUUCACUCUGGAUUCAUCAACUCUCCAUAAAAUCUCAUUUCAGCCCUUUUAUCAGUGGACUGUGUGCUGUAAUUGGACUAUAUUAUAAAAACUAGAGCAGUGUUUACACUUCAAUAAUUAUGAAGGUUAGAUAAUGUCGGUCACAUCAAGUGAAGAGGAUUAAAAUUAAUAUGCAUUGAUCGUUUUAUAACACCGUAGCAUGGAUUAUAGCUAACAACUUGAUCUGAGGAGCAACACUGCAUACAUACAGACUAUGCAGAACAGAGUUGCAGCAACUACGCAGAAUUGCAACUACUAGUGUCUGAAGGUAUAGGUGGCUUAUGACUGGUGGACCAGUUUGAUUCUCUUUGGCGGUGGUUCGUUGGCUGUGGUCUUGUAGUGGCUGAUGUGUGGUUCCGCCGCGGUCCACACCCUCCCCUCCCUCAGUAGUUUGGUGGCUGCCUCGAUGUCUGGGCUCAUGAACCUGUCCUUGUCCCACGGUCUGGAAUGGAAAUUGGGUGGAUGGGGAAUGAAAACAUGGGUUGAUGGGGAAUGAAAACAUGGGUGGAUGGGGGAAUGAAAACAUGGGUUGAUGGGGAAUGAAAUGUGGUGGGAUUAAAGGUGUGUGAGAAAUAAAGAGUGUAUUAUAUUGGUGUGAAGUGUGUGGGAAUGAGAGAAUGGAUGUAUGGGAGUAUGGGAAUAGGUUACGUGUGUAGGAGUGAGAACGGAUGUAUGGGUGUAUGGGAAUAGGUUAAGUGUGUAGGAGUGAGAACGGAUGUAUGGGUGUAUGGGAAUGGGUUAAGUGUGUAUGAGUGAGAAUGGAUGUAUGGGUGUAUGGGAAUGGGUUAAGUGUGUAGGAGUGAGAACGGAUGUAUGGGUGUAUGAGAAUGGGUU